AUGGAAUGCUUAAAGACCGUCCUUGUAGCCAACAGAGGCGAAAUCGCCUGUCGACUUAUUAAAGCUGCGCAGAAACUGGGUAUUCGAGCCAUAUCUAUAUAUACGGAGCCGGACUCGGAGUCUGAACAUGUGAGGGCGGCCGAUCAUGCGGUCCUGCUAGAUGGCGAAGCAAGGGCAGCCUAUUUAGACGGUGACCAAAUCAUUCAAAUAGCCAAGAAACAUGAUGCUCAGGCGAUUAUCCCUGGGUAUGGAUUUCUGUCAGAGAACACGGCCUUUGCUCGAUCGGUAGCUCUAGCCGAGUUAGUCUUUGUUGGCCCUUCUCCGGAAGCUAUCGAUUCUUUCGGCCUGAAGCAUACUGCUCGCGAACUGGCUCUCGCUGCCGGUGUUCCAGUGGUUCCGGGCACAAAGGGUCUUGUUGAUACCGAGGAAGCAGCCACAGCUGCAGCUGCAGACCUCACCUACCCGGUCAUGUUGAAAGCGACAGCUGGUGGAGGAGGCAUGGGGCUGUUGACAUGCCACAAUGAGCCGGAGCUUAAGGAUAAUUUUCGAGCUGUGCGGUCACGGGCUUCAUCUUUGUUCAAGAAUGCAGGCGUAUUUCUGGAGAAGUACUACCCCGACAGUCAUCAUAUCGAAGUGCAGAUCUUUGGAAAUAGCCAAGGAAAAGCAAUCAGCAUAGGUGAAAGAGAAUGCUCCAUCCAGCGACGACACCAGAAGAUCAUCGAGGAGUGUCCGAGUCCAUUUGUGGAGCAAAGAUAUCCAGAGCUUCGGAAGAAACUCACAGAAUGUGCUGUACGUCUUGCUGAGAGUAUCAAAUAUGGAUCGGCGGGAACGGUGGAAUACCUUGUUGAUGAUCACACUGGUGAUUUCUUUUUCCUUGAAAUGAACACACGUCUUCAAGUCGAGCAUGGUAUCACGGAGAUGUGUUACAAUGUGGACCUGGUGGAACUCAUGUUGCGCCAAGCGGACCAGGAGCUCUCUGGAAAGGGUGGGCUCACGACUGAAGAGCUUAGGACUCUGCAGUCUAAAUUCAAUGAUCCUGAAGGGCAUACAAUUGAAGCACGUGUGUAUGCAGAGAAUCCAGUGAGAAACUACGCCCCGAGUCCCGGACUUCUCCAAGAAGUGUCGUGGCAUACUCCCGCUGGAACACGGAUAGACACCUGGGUGAGAGCUGGAACAGUGAUCAGCGCAUCAUAUGAUCCUUUGCUCGCAAAGGUUAUGUAUCAUGGCCAGACACGAGCAGACGCAAUCACAGGAAUGAACGAGGUUCUACGCAAGAGCUCCGUUUGUGGCCCUCCUAUCAAUCUUGGUUUCCUCUUAGCCAUUAUCAACAAUCAAAAGUUCAAAGAAGGCAACACUAUCACGAAGUUCUUGGAAAAUUUUAGGUAUACCCCCAACGCCAUCGAUGUCAUCUCCGGUGGCUCUUAUACCCUGGUUCAGGACUUCCCAGGGCGGCCAACCGUUGGGCAUGGAUUUGGCCACGCAGGGCCGAUGGAUCCUAUAGCUUUUCAGACUGCGAACCUUCUUGUUGGGAACACGGUUGGUACUGAGGGUCUUGAGAUUACUCUUACUGGACCCGAGCUUCUGUUUCUCAGCGAUGCGGUUAUCUCGCUAUGCGGCCCGUCUAUUCCGGCAGAUCUUGAUGGGACAGAGAUGCCGCUAUGGACACGCAUUCGUAUCAAAGCGGGCCAGCGACUCAAGAUAGGAAAGAUGGCAGCCCAUUGCCGUGUCUAUCUCGCUAUCUUUGGGGGACUACUCAAUAUCGCUGAGUGGUUUGGAAGCAAGUCUACGAAUCCCAUGGUAACCGUCGGAGGGUACCAGGGGAGGCCACUACGUGCAGGUGAUUUAUUGGAGAUCGUAGAAACGACCAAGAUUCCAAGCGCUUCUGUUACUAGUGUGCCACAAAAUCUGCGUCCUCAAUAUGGAACCGGUCAUUGGACUAUCCAAGUCAUGUCUGGGCCUUACGAGACAGGAUUCUUAUCUCCCGAAGGCAUCGAAACGCUUUUUUCAACAGAAUGGAAAAUCAGCCACAAUGCCGCAAGAGGAGGUAUACGACUGAUGGGUCCUCGGCCAAGCUUCGGCCGCACGGAUGGAGGGGAGGGAGGUGCUCAUCCGAGCAAUAUUCUCGAAUACGGCUAUCCACUAGGUGGGCUGAACUGGACUGGGGACGAACCCGUCAUCUUCCCCGUUGACUGUCCUGAUUUCGGCGGGUUCAUAUGCAGCCUGACUGUUGUGAAAGCAGAUAUGUGGAAAGUUGGACAGCUUCGGUCCGGGGACUACGUUAAGUUCCAUCGUGUGUCUCUGGAAACAGCCUUGCAAUCUCGCCGAAGAAAUGCUACCUUCAUCGACAGCGUGGAGGUAGCCAUCAAGACCGGACUCUGGGAGAAAGCUUUGAAAUUUGACAGCGUCGUCGGACCUGAGAUCACAGCACCUGGUCAAGAUUUACUUCAGGUCCUCGAAGAAAGCGAAACGCGACCCCAAGUAUCAUACCGAGGUGGAGCAGACGACUAUCUUUUAGUCGAAUACGGAGACAGGCACGCCGACCUCAACUAUAAAUGUCGAUCAACAGCACUUGCCAGGGCCCUCAAGUCAGACACCGGUUCCAUAUCUGCGAAUUUGCCCAGCGGAGGAGCGAUCCUCAACAUGAUGUGCCACGGCAGUUCCCUAGCAAUCUUCUAUGACGGCCUCCGUCUACCAAGAUCAGAACUCAUCAGCAAGUUGGUCGCUCUAGAACAAACCCUCGGAGAUAUGCGAUCCGUCAAAAUCCCCAACCGCCACUUCAAGCUCCCCCUCACAUUCAAGAACAAGAGACUAGACGAAGCCAUUGAGCGGUACAUGGCAAAUCAACGAUCAAUCGCAAGCUACCUCCCCGAUCCCCUAAAUUUCACAGCGGAAAACAACGGCAUGACAGUCUCGCAAUUAAAAUCCAUGUUCCUGACAAUGGAAUCCGUCAUCAUAGGAGUCGGCUUCUUCAUGGCUCUCCCACUGAGUCUACCCACCGACCCACGAUACCGUAUUCGGACUCCGAAGAUGAACCCAAGUCGCACGCACACCCCUGCGGGAACGGUCUCGUGGGGUGGAACUUCUAUUGCCAUCUAUCCUGUCGAUUGUCCUGGAGGAUACAUGCCUCUAGGAAUGACUAUUCCUACACUUGAUAUUUCUGGCUCAAAGCCUGGGUUUAGUGCGGAGAAGCCAUGGAUACUGGAGGAUAUGGAUACGAUUAGUUUCUAUGAAGUCAAUGAAGUAGAGUUCGAUCGCAAACUUGCUCAAUUCAGGGCUGGGAAUUACCAUUUUGAGAUGGAGGAGGGAGUCUUUGAUAUGGCUGUGCACAAUGAGCUUCUGAAGAAAACUAUGAACGAGGCUGAGGCUAUCCACCAAGACCGAGCUGUAUCGCAGAAGAAGAUGGCAGAGUUGGAAGAUCGGUUGGUUGAAGAGUGGUUGGCGGAGAAGCUGGCGGGUGGGACUAGUUUGGAUGAGAUAAGAUCUUUGCUUGAAGGUAUAAUUCCGAUUCUCCGGUUUGUUUUUCUUGGGACUAAUGAUGCCACAGAUCCUACGGUCGAAGCUAUUGAAGCUCCGGUUAAUGCUAAUGUGUGGAAGGUAUUGGUGCAGGAGGGUGAUGUGUUGAAGGCAGACAAGGUCACAUGCAUCCUUGAGGCGAUGAAGAUGGAAAUUAAUGUGCACACUGAGCCUCAUUUUGCGGGGGUGACUGUCAUCAAGGUUUUGGUUAAGCCUGGAGAUACUAUAGAGAGUGGGAGCCCGGUUGUUUUGGUCAGGAAACCCACGGCCUAA
This is a messenger RNA of Penicillium longicatenatum, 3786 nucleotides long. RefSeq names its product bifunctional urea carboxylase/allophanate hydrolase. The transcript has 2 exons. The coding region runs from base 1 to 3786 and encodes 1261 amino acids. NCBI's taxonomy places the organism in Eukaryota, Fungi, Ascomycota, Eurotiomycetes, Eurotiales, Aspergillaceae. Gene Ontology annotation, molecular function: metal ion binding; ATP binding. The record is from RefSeq and is a predicted model, not a curated record.